Malania oleifera is the source of this 2000-nucleotide messenger RNA. Its product is annotated as pentatricopeptide repeat-containing protein At4g20090-like. NCBI's taxonomy places the organism in Eukaryota, Viridiplantae, Streptophyta, Magnoliopsida, Santalales, Ximeniaceae. Gene Ontology annotation, molecular function: protein binding. Bases 119 to 1885 code for a protein of 588 amino acids. The transcript is spliced from 2 exons. The record is from RefSeq and is a predicted model, not a curated record.
UUCGCUUUUUUUUUCGAUUCUUAGCAUUUCGUCGAGUAGUGCUUCUGCGACCCAACACGAAAACGAUGGUGAAAUUGAACCCCCUCUCUCUGAAGAAAUCUUCAAAUCAGGUCCGAAAAUGGGUUCUUAUAAGCAAGGCGAUUCAACCUUUUAUUCACUCAUUGAAAAUUAUGCCGAUUUGGGUGACUUCGGGACGGUGGAGAAGGUUUUAGGUCGAAUGAAACGGGAACAAAGAGUUCUCAGGGAAAAUAAUUUCAUUGUGUUGUUCAAAGCCUAUGGAAGGGCGCAUUUACCGGAGAAGGCGGUGGACUUGUUCCAUAGAAUGGUGGAUGAGUUCCACUGUAGGAGAACUGUUCGAUCUUUGAAUUCAGUUCUUAAUGUAAUUAUCCAAGAAGGCCUUUUUUCUCGUGCUCUGGAGUUCUAUUCAAUUAUUGUUGGUGCUAAUAAUAAUAUUAUGCCGAACGUUCUCACUUAUAACUUAAUUAUAAAAGCUGCAUGUAGACUGAGAUUUGCUGAUAAAGCAGUUGAAGUGUUUAGAGAAAUGUCACUUCGGAAAUGCAUCCCUGAUGUAUUCACCUACAACACACGAAUGGAUGGGUUGUGCAAAGAUGAUAGAAUUGACGAAGCAGUUUCACUUUUGGACGAGAUGCAGAUAGAGGGGUGUUUCCCGAACCCUGUAACAUUUAAUGUGUUGAUCAACGAGCUUUGCAGGAAGGGAGACAUCACUCGUGCGGCCAAGCUUGUAGACAAUAUGUUUCUCAAAGGUUGUGUUCCAAAUGAAGUGACACAUAACAUUCUUAUCCAUGGCUUGUGUCUUAAUGGUAAGUUGGACAAGGCAGUUGGUCUUUUGGAUCAGAUGUUGUCGAAAAAAUGUAUGCCUAAUCAUGUCACUUAUGGAACAAUAAUCAAUGGGCUUGUUAAGCAAGGAAGAGCAGUUGAUGGGACCCUUGUAUUAAUAUCUAUGGAAGAGAAAGGGCAUUGUGCAAAUGAGUAUAUUUAUUCGGCUCUUAUUAGUGGAUUGUUCAAGGAGGAAAAACCCAAGCAGGCGAUGAGACUGUGGAAAGAAAUGACAGAAAAGGGUUGCAAGCCCAAUACUGUUGUUUACAGUGCUCUCAUAGAUGGUCCCUGUCGAGAAGGGAAACCAGAGGGAGCAAAAGAAGUUCUCAUUGAGAUGAUGAAUAAGGGUUGCUCACCCAAUGCUUUCACUUAUAGCUCCUUGGUGAAAGGUUUCUUCAAGGCAGGUGAAGCUCAAAAAUCUAUUCUCUUGUGGGAAGAAAUGGCAAGUAGUAAUUGUAUUCAUAAUGAGGUUUGUUAUAGCAUACUCAUCCAUGGCCUAUGCAAGGAUGGAAGGCUGAGGGAGGCUAUGAUGGUGUGGAAGCACAUGUUGGGCAGAGGAUGUAAACCCGAUUCUGUCUCUUACACCUCAAUGAUUCAAGGCUUCUGCAAUGCUGGUGCUAUAGAACAGGGUUUAAAACUUUUCAAUGAGAUGCUUUGCCAGGAGUCUGAGUCUCAACCAGAUUUGCUCACUUAUAACAUAUUAUUCAAUAGCUUAUGUGAGAAAAAUAACAUCUCCCAUGCUGUUGAACUUCUAAACAGUAUGCUUGAUCGAGGCUAUGAUCCUGACAUAGUCACAUGCAACAUUUUUUUGAGAACUUUGAGAGAGAAGGUAAUCCCACCUCAAGAUGGGCAAGAGUUUCUAGAUGAGCUUGUAGUGCGGCUACAUAAGCGUGAUAGAUUUAUUGGUGCUUCCAGAAUUUUACAAGUGAUGCUGCAGAAGUUUCUGCCACCAAAACCCUCCACUUGGGAAAGGGUUGUUCAGAAGCUUUGCAAGCCUAAGAAGACUAGAGCAGUCAUUGACAAAUGCUGGAGAGACUUAUUUUGCUGAUAUAGCCCUCUCACAUUCUAGGUGUGUGGCAAUCUAUCUGGACAUUUUGGAUAAUGGAAAGAACUCUCUGGAAUGAGGUAUUGAAAGAGGAGACUGACAAUAUUUUCAAUGAAAG